AUGGCUCUGUUUUUCCUCAGCCUGUGGUUCCUCUUGGGGGCUUGCUUAGGGUGCCAGCAUCCACUCUGUCAGUGCUCAGACAGAAUGGCAUUCAUCUGUCAGGAGAGUGAGGUAACCUAUGUACCACGGGACAUCCCCAGGAAUUCCACUGAACUGAUAUUUUUUCUCACUAAAAUAAGAAUCAUCCCCAAAGGAGCUUUCUCAGGAUUUGAAGAAGUGGAAAAAAUAGAGAUCUCUCAAAAUGAUGCACUGGAAACCAUAGAAUCAGAUGUUUUCUCCCACCUGCCCAAGCUUUAUGAAAUAAGGAUUGAGAAAGCAAACAAUCUUGUGUAUAUCGAUAGACAUGCAUUCCAGAAUCUUCCUAGUCUCAGAUAUUUGUUAAUAUCGAACACUGCCAUCAGAUUUUUGCCUGUUGUUAACCAAGUACACGCUUUGCACCAAGUUGUGUUAGAUAUUCAAGACAACAUAAAUAUUCGCAAAAUUGAAAAAAAUUCUUUUCUGGGCCUAAGUUCUGAUCGUGUUGAUAUAAAUCUGAGUGAUAAUUAUAACCUAGAAAAGUUACCGAAUGAAGUUUUCCAAGGAGCCCAUGGACCAGGUUAUUUGGAUAUUUCUGAGACAAAGAUCAGCCAACUACCAAACAUUGGUUUAGAGCACAUUAACAAGUUGGUAGCGAAAUCUACGUACAACUUAAAAAAGCUCCCUCCCUUGGACAAGUUCCAUGCUUUGAUUGAGGCAAACCUCACAUAUCCAAGCCACUGCUGUGCAUUUGAAAAUCGGACUAAGCAAAAUUCUGUGAUGCACCCUAUAUGCAAUAAAUCUGCAAUUUCAGAAGAGUCUGAUGAGUUCAGUUUUGAGCUGGAUGAAAAUGAUUACUAUCAUGCUCUAUGUAGAGAAGAGUUUAAAGUGGCUUGCUUCCCAGAGCCUGAUGCCUUCAACCCAUGUGAAGACAUAAUGGGCCACAUAAUUCUCCGAAUUCUGAUAUGGUUCAUCAAUAUCUUGGCCAUCAUGGGAAACCUUGUUGUGUUCAUCAUUUUAGUUAGCAGCCAAUACAAGCUCACUGUCCCUCGAUUCCUUAUGUGCAAUCUUGCAUUUGCUGAUCUUUGCACAGGUAUUUAUUUACUAUUGAUUGCCAUCAAAGACAUGCAGAGUAGAACUCAGUAUUAUAAUUAUGCUAUUGACUGGCAAACUGGGGCUGGUUGCAAUACAGCUGGUUUUUUCACUGUAUUUGCAAGUGAACUCUCCGUAUACACUUUAACCGUCAUCACAUUAGAACGAUGGCAUACCAUCACCUACGCCAUGGAACUAGACCGCAAAGUCCGCUUCCGGCAUGCAGUGAUAAUUAUGUUGGUAGGAUGGGUCCUUGCCUUCACAGUGGCCCUCCUUCCCAUAUUUGAAGUCAGCAGCUAUAUGAAAGUUAGCAUCUGCCUACCUAUGGAUAUUGAAACUCUGCUUGGCCAGACCUACGUCAUGUUUUUGCUGAUAUUAAAUAUUCUUGCCUUUGUUAUCAUCUGCUCCUGCUACAUCAGCAUCUACUUCACAGUGAGGAAUCCCAAUGUUUUCUCAUCCAACAGUGAUACCAAGAUUGCCAAACGCAUGGCAAUACUAAUCUUCACAGAUUUCCUUUGCAUGGCACCAAUCUCCUUCUUUGCCAUUUCAGCAUCACUCAAGGUCCCUCUGAUCACUGUGUCCAAUUCAAAGAUCCUCCUUGUUUUGUUCUACCCCAUUAAUUCAUGUGCCAAUCCAUUUCUUUAUGCUAUCUUCACCAAGACGUUUCGCAGGGAUUUCUUCAUCCUACUAAGUAAGUUUGGCUGCUGUGAAAUGUACGCUCAGAUUUAUAGAACGGAAACCUCCUCUUCUGUUCAUACCUCCCACAUGAAAAACGGGCAUUGUACCCCAGCUUCUAAAACCAGUGAUGGAACAAUUUAUUCAUUAGUGCCUCUGAAUCAUGUAAACUGAAGCAGAAUGACUGUAAAUUUAUGUCAAAGGUUAUCAAAUGGUGAUUCUGCUUCCUUGGCAAGAUGAAGGCAAUUACAAGAGAUGACAAUUUUUUCCAUAAUUUCAAAUUGCUAUUUAGUUGUUUAGUUCUCAGGCAUACCACACUGAUAUAAAAUUGAUGGGGUUAAAUGUAGUUACCAACAUGUGAUAUUGCUGAAAUAUCUUGA
Notechis scutatus (mainland tiger snake) is the source of this 2162-nucleotide messenger RNA. NCBI's taxonomy places the organism in Eukaryota, Metazoa, Chordata, Lepidosauria, Squamata, Elapidae. The record is from RefSeq and is a predicted model, not a curated record.